Molecule: messenger RNA, 632 nt
Organism: Octopus bimaculoides (California two-spot octopus)
Lineage: Eukaryota; Metazoa; Mollusca; Cephalopoda; Octopoda; Octopodidae
Product: protein transport protein Sec61 subunit beta
Biological process (GO): intracellular protein transport
Cellular component (GO): Sec61 translocon complex
Source: RefSeq, a predicted model, not a curated record
CAGAGUUAUCUACCUUGUUUGUAUACGUAUCUACUUAAGUGAGAGGGCGUAAAGUGUCACUUCCGUCUACGUUGCACACUCCUCAGCAUUCCAGUUCUCGGAAGAAGGACUUCAAACUAAACAAUAUGGCUGUUUCUACAAGUUCUACAAAUGUUGGUGCUGGUCGUGGGCCAAGUUCCAAGUCUGUUGCACCCCGAACCAGUGGUAGUAGUGUUCGGCAAAGAAAAACGACGACAACUACAGCAAAACGAUCUGCAACUACAGCUGGAGGUGGUGGUGCUGGGAUGUGGCGGUUUUACACUGAAGAUUCUCCAGGAAUUAAAGUAGGUCCUGUGCCUGUCUUGGUAAUGAGCCUGCUCUUCAUAGCUUCUGUGUUUAUGCUACACAUCUGGGGUAAAUAUACUCGUGGCUAAGAGACAACAGAACAUAAUAUCCAAUCACUCAUGCACUCUAUAUCAGUGAACUGGUUACCAACAUUACCAUUUUAUAUGUCCGUUCAUUUACUGUUUCACCUCCUCAUUUAAAUUGUAUUUUUUCUCAAGAGGGGGUGGCAUGUAAUACCAAAGUGAAAGAUUUUAUCAAUGGUCCUAACAUUUUAGGGAUUGCUGGAAAAAUAAAAGAACUGAUUUGAG